Pyrenophora tritici-repentis Pt-1C-BFP is the source of this 1360-nucleotide messenger RNA. RefSeq names its product PaaJ, Acetyl-CoA acetyltransferase. Gene Ontology annotation, biological process: ergosterol biosynthetic process; fatty acid beta-oxidation. Gene Ontology annotation, cellular component: mitochondrion. Gene Ontology annotation, molecular function: acetyl-CoA C-acetyltransferase activity. Lineage: Eukaryota; Fungi; Ascomycota; Dothideomycetes; Pleosporales; Pleosporaceae. The record is from RefSeq and is a predicted model, not a curated record.
AUGUCGUCCCUUCCGCCAGUGUACAUCGUUUCGGCUGCCCGUACGCCCACGGGCAUGUUUUUGGGCUCCCUUUCGAGUCUGAGUGCUGUGCAGUUGGGCUCGCACGCCAUCAAGGCUGCCGUUGAGCGCGCUGGCAUCAAGCCUACCGAUGUUGAGGAGGUCUUUGUUGGCAACGUCCUCUCCGCAAACCUCGGCCAGAACCCCGCUCGCCAGUGUGCCAUUGGUGCCGGACUUCCUGAAUCCACCGUUGCGACCACCAUCAACAAGGUGUGCGCCUCCUCCAUCAAGGCCCUCAUUGUUGGCGCCCAGACCAUUAUAACCGGCAAUGCCGAAAUUGUCGUGGCUGCCGGUACCGAGAGCAUGUCCAACACCCCCCACUACCUCCCCAACCUUAGGACUGGUGCCAAGUUCGGAGACCAACCGCUGGUCGAUGGUGUUCUGAAGGAUGGGUUGACCGACGCAUACAAGAAGGAGCACAUGGGACUUCAGGGAGAGGAAUGCGCAGAUGACCAUGGUUUCUCUCGUGAGGACCAGGACGAGUACUGCAUUCGUUCAUACAAGAAGGCCAAUGCCGCGCAAGAGGCAGGCUGGUUCAAGGAGGAGAUUGCCCCCAUCGAGGUUCCAGUAGGACGCGGCAAGCCUCCUGUCGUUGUUGACAAGGACGACGAGCCUAAGAACUUCAACGAAUCCAAGACCCGCACAUUGAAGCCUGUCUUCAAGCCCAAGGACGGUACCGUCACCGCCGCCAACGCUUCGCCGCUCUCCGACGGUGCUGCCGCUCUUGUCCUUGCAUCUGAGGCAGCUGUUAAGAAGCAUGGCCUCAAGCCCAUUGCCAAGAUCCUCGGUUGGGGUGACGCUGAGCAGAACCCCUCCAAGUUCACCACCGCUCCUGCGCUUGCCAUGCCCAAGGCUCUCAAGCACGCCAAUGUAGAGCUCUCCGCUGUCGAUGCUUUCGAGAUCAACGAGGCGUUCAGUGUCGUUGCGCUCGCCAAUAUGAAGAUUCUUGGUAUCCAAGAAGACAAGGUCAACCUCCACGGUGGCGCUGUUGCGCUGGGCCAUGCGCUUGGUGCUUCCGGUGCCAGAAUCACAACCACAUUGCUCGGUGUACUAAAGGAGAAGAAGGGCAAGAUUGGUUGUGCUGGAAUUUGCAACGGUGGUGGAGGCGCGUCUGCCAUUGUUGUUGAGUCGCUACAGUAGAUACAAGGUCUUUGCGAUGAACCGUAAUGCUGGAAUGAAUCAACAUUGUCCAAAACAUCGUAGCGGCAAACCUAUGUAUUCAUGCACAAACGUGAGAACCGGAGCAUUUUGCUAGAGAUAUACAACUACCAUCAUAGCAUACACUAAUAUACAGCAGACUAGA